Molecule: messenger RNA, 954 nt
Organism: Liolophura sinensis
Lineage: Eukaryota; Metazoa; Mollusca; Polyplacophora; Chitonida; Chitonidae
Product: protein LicA-like
Exons: 1
Coding region: 1-954 (317 amino acids)
Source: RefSeq, a predicted model, not a curated record
AUGACCCUCGUGUCUGUGAACCUGUCUGUUAAUCAACUUGUGAACCUGUCUGUUAAUCAACUUGUGAACCUGUCUAUUAAUCACCCUGUGAACCUGUCUGUUAAUCAUCCUGUGAACCUGUCUGUUAAUCACCCUGUGAACCUGUCUAUUAAUCACCCUGUGAACCUGUCUCUUAAUCAUCCUGUGAACCUGUCUGUUAAUCAACUUGUGAACCUGUCUAUUAAUCACCCUGUGAACCUGUCUGUUAAUCACUUUGUGAACCUAUCUAUUAAUCACCCUGUGAACCUGUCUGUUAAUCAUCCUGUGAACCUGUCUGUUAAUCACCUAGUGAACCUCUCUGUUAACCACCCUGUGAACCUGUCUGUUAAUCACCUAGUGAACCUGUCUGUUAAUCACCCUGUGAACCUGUCUGUUAAUCACCUUGUUGACCUGUCUGUUAAUCACCUUGUGAACCUGUCUGUUAAUCACCCUGUGAACCUGUCUGUUAAUCAACUUGUGAACCUGUCUGUUAAUCACCUUGUGAACCUGUCUGUUAAUCACUUUGUGAACCUAUCUAUUAAUCACCCUGUGAACCUGUCUGUUAAUCAUCCUGUGAACCUGUCUGUUAAUCACCUAGUGAACCUCUCUGUUAACCACCCUGUGAACCUGUCUGUUAAUCACCUAGUGAACCUGUCUGUUAAUCACCCUGUGAACCUGUCUGUUAAUCACCUUGUUGACCUGUCUGUUAAUCACCUUGUGAACCUGUCUGUUAAUCACCUUGUGAACCUGUCUGUUAAUCGCCUUGUGAACCUAUCUGUUAAUCACCCUGCGAACCUGCCUGUUAAUCAGCUCUCUUGGGCAAGCACCUCCCACUCAGGCCCCACAUCAAAAGAAAGGAUGUUGAGCAGCAGAGUGACAUCUCAAAACUUUACCAAAUUAACAACAAAAAAAGGCCACAAACACAUCCUGUUUUAG